AAACGGACGCACCGACGGUCGUCAACCGUGGAGGAGUCAGGAUUCGCUGUAUUGAGAACACCUACUACAUACAAUUAUAACGAACAUUGACUAAAGAUACCGGCAUAGAGAGGGACCGGGUUCUGUUCACCAGCCGCCCCCAGACAACAUGACGAUGGUAGCCGUGAACAACAGCACCAACAGUUCCGACAUGUUCCAGGGAUGGGAGGACCUGGAGGGGGUAGACCUGCUCCGGGUGGUUGGAGUGGGAGGAAUUCUGUACCUCAUAGUCCUCGUCACAAUCCUAGGGAACCUCAUGGUUCUCACUGCAGUCAUGAAGUAUCCGCACCUGCGCUCCAAAGUCACCAACUACUUCAUCUGCUCCUUAGCUGUGUCUGAUCUCAUGGUAGGUUUCCUGGUCCUGCCCUGGGCAGCGGCGCAAGAGCUGCUGGGAUACUGGCCCUUCGGACAGUUCUGCUCGACCUUCGUCUCCCUUGACGUCAUGUGCUGCACGGCGUCCAUCUUGAAUCUCUGCGUCAUCAGCGUGGACCGGUACUGGGCGAUUUCCGACCCUUUCAAGUACGAACGGGACAUGACGUGUUGUCGGGCAGCCCUCAUGAUCGGGUUGGCCUGGUGCUUGUCAGCAAUGAUCUCCCUGAUUCCAAUCGGUCUAGGCUUCCACCAGAUAGGAGAAACAAUAACCGUCACGCAACGACAGUGUGAGUCGAACAUGAACGAAGUUUACGCCAUCACGUCCUCCUUCGUCAGCUUCUACAUUCCCGUCAUCAUCAUGGUUCUGGCCUACAGCAAGAUCAUGCAGAUCGCCCGGCGGAAGUACGAGGACAUUGUCGCACUGCACCGCUCAGUCAACCAGAACACCAAGUCCGUACAGGAGUCCAGAACGGCGCUGAGACGAGAAACGCGAAUAUUCAAGACUCUAGCCUGCAUUCUCGGGGUCUUCAUCGUCUGCUGGCUCCCCUUCUUCAUCCUCAACUGCCUCGUGCCGUUCUGCCCGCUGCGAACAGGGGGAAAAGCAAACUUUACGUGCAUCAACAACACUGUGUUCACAGUGUUCGAGUGGCUGGGUUGGGUCAACUCCAUGCUGAAUCCCAUCAUUUACGCCUUCAACAAUGACUUUCGGAAGGCGUUUUGGAGGAUGCUGUGUCGGCGGGUGGCCUACAGAGGAAGCGACGCUGCCGCGGUAAACUGUCCCUGCUGCCCAGCGGAGACCUACGAAAUGGCGGAGUACAGGACCUCCAACAGAGGCCCCAGGUCCGUAUGACAACGACAGCAGCCUGACGAAGGGGACACGUUCGAAGAGAUCGAGAUGACGGAGAUCGGAAGCUACAACAUUAGAGAGUAGGACAGGGGUUCUGUAGCUAGUGAGAAAGGGGAGCAAGGCUAUACAGGGUAAAAAAUAAACUGCGCCUGAAAGAGAACAUGUAUAAAUCAACAGGGUUGAAAGAAACUAUACUAGUAUCCAGUAUCAAUGACCGUAACAGCUGAUAUUCAGUCGACCUAGUAUGUGGACUAACCGAGGAGUGAGGAAGUGCAAAACAUAAUAAUAACAACAUAGUAGCAGGAUGUGCGUGUUGCCAAAACCAACACAUAACCCUUAAAUCAAAAUUGCUAUCUCUGCAGGUUUUGGAAUGUCUGGUGAUAUCAGACGUGAGUAUAUAUCCUAAUCAAGGAGUAGAAUAAAAAGUUUGAACUGUGUAAAAAGAAGUCUUCUAUAUUUCAGUCAGAAAUGAUUUCUUAUCAUGUAAUUAAUACUGCUAAUUUGAUGUUUCAAAGGUAUUGUGCAAGUUAUGUGUACGGUUAUGUGCUACGAAAUCUGUUUGUAUAACGUACAUAAAACAAAGUUUAAAAUGGCGAUGUUGAUAAUGAUGAUUAUAUUUAUGUUGUUGUUGAUAAUGAUGGAUUAUUCUUCUUUCGAUUCGACAGAUGACCAGUCAUUUGCCGAUUGUCAAUUUACAUGUUACAAAGCUAUGACAGCAUUACUACCUGUACAGACAACGUUGCUCAAUGCAACAAUAGAGUAUAAGUCAGCCUUAGGUCCUUCAACAUAGGCACAUUGUACAGUACCUCAACAGGUAAUCAGGGUACAGUGUUAAGAAGUAUUGUUCCAAUGGUCAACGAUGCAAGUACAACAACCAAUCAGUCUAUCGUAAUCACCCCAGUCACCAUGUUGUUUACAGUAACUGGUAUUGGCUGUAUUUAUGACUGUUGAUGUU
Branchiostoma belcheri (Belcher's lancelet) is the source of this 2213-nucleotide messenger RNA. Its product is annotated as D(1) dopamine receptor-like. The record is from RefSeq and is a predicted model, not a curated record. Gene Ontology annotation, molecular function: G protein-coupled receptor activity. The transcript is spliced from 2 exons. Gene Ontology annotation, cellular component: membrane. Gene Ontology annotation, biological process: adenylate cyclase-activating adrenergic receptor signaling pathway. Bases 149 to 1261 code for a protein of 370 amino acids. NCBI's taxonomy places the organism in Eukaryota, Metazoa, Chordata, Leptocardii, Amphioxiformes, Branchiostomatidae.